AUGCUUUCAACAUUACCUAAAUCCCAAACAAUUCCCAAUAACACUUCAUCAGCACAUAAAGAGAACAAGCAAAAUAAUGACGAUGCUUUUAUUAUGAAUAUUGGCUAUAGCCCAAUUGACGAAGUAGCAUCUCAUCAGCAACUAAAUAACCAACAACAACAACAACAACAACAACAAGAACAACUGCUGAAGCAACUGCAACAACACCCGGACAGAAGAUCCUCCUAUAGUCAACCAGUCAGUAGUGAUACUGUUCUAGACUUGAAUAAUGAGACAUUUUUCAAAACCAACUACAAUUUAGGAUCAGCAAACUCGACAUUGGCCACUGAGCCAGGCAUUGUGGUGGAUACAGACUUGAGCACAGCCAUUGUCGACAAUCCCAAUUCCAGCUCUUCAAAUGUAGAAAACCAUAGUCAGAGCCCAAAUAACCACCAUGAACAAACAGAAUCACAAACUAAAAGGACAUUUGCCAAAAUACUGCAACCUAUGCACCAACAACACCAGUACCAGUACCAGAAUGGAGUAGCUGCCAACUCUGUGCAAACAGGCAACAAGAAUUCUAUCAACAGCUUUAGCACAAAUGCAUUGAUUGAUUUGGAAGAAGAUUUACCAAGUAACAUCUCGUACAAUUCUUUGAACAGCUAUUUUGCAACACCAAAUGCUUCCAUAAGCUCUGCCUCCUCGACUUCAUCGUCACAGCAGCAACAACAGCAACAACACUCCGCUUGCAUCAACAACUUGCCUGAAAACUCCAAAUUUCCUGUAACUCCAACUGUCCAACAAUAUAUGCAAUUCCCCAAACAGAUGAGACAACAUUCAAGCACAUUACCAAUUGAUCAGUUAACACUGCUUAGCUUGAGAACUCCAAGCUCUGUCUCUUCUACUGCAGCGUAUGCAACUACCAAUAACAUUCUGGGCAAUAAUCAGUUUGGAUCAAAUCAAUACCAACUGCAGCAACCCCAGCUACAAUUUUACUUUCAAGACUUGAAACAACCUGAUUUUGACUUUGUUGGCGAGUUCACUAAUGCAGGCACUAGUGGUGAAUACCUGCAGCUGCAAAUGCAAAGUCAAAUGGAACAACAAAAUCAAACCGAAAUUCAAACUCAAACUCAAAACUCGAGUUUACCUGUCUCAAUCAAUGAAAAUACUGGAUUGAUCAAUUUGGACUUGAAUGCAAUCGAAGCUGCCACUGCUGCUGCUGCUGUUGCAAAUUCCACAAGAAACAGCGUGGACUAUUAUGUAAAUCCAGAUGAGCAGCCAACCGAAACAACAGUAAACCCACGCCAACUAGUCAAUCAUAGAUUUACUACGUCAGUGAGUUCACCUAGUUUGACCACAGUCUUUGGUGUAAAUCAGAAUACCAUGAAUAGUAGUUUGCAACGUCAACAAAUGCAACAACAAUUACUGCAACAACAACAACAACAACAACAACAACAACAACCGCAACAGGGAUACCAACCACAUGAUCAAUCUCAACCGUUGGUACAACUUCCAACUCAAAACACACAGCCAAGGUCUCAACUGUGGACAAUGCAUACACAGUUUCCUUUGAAUCAACCACCUCCACCAGCAUUAGAGUCCAAUGCAAAAUCACAUGCGAAAAGUCUUUCCGCCUCUCAGUUUGACUUCAACUUUAACUAUAACUUUUUCUGGCCGAAUGACAACACAGACUUUAUAAAUGAUGUUUCCGGUGGUGCCAUGACCAGUACCUCAAACAGUGGUUCAAACGAUGGUUCAAACGAUGGUUCAAACGAUGGUACCAACGCGGCUACUGGAGGCGAGAAUGACUUUAGCGAAAUGCAAGGUGUAGAGCAUUUUGACCAAGGCAUUGACCCUAUCUCGGUCAUUUCUAAAUUAGGAAAUAGUGGUAACUUAACAUCAUCACCAUCAUCAUCAUUGAAAUCGUCCACCAUGCGACCCAACAAUAUGAACAUUAGACCCACUAAAGCCCGUUCGCAUUCAUACUCGAAUGGAAUGCACAGUGGCAGAGGGGGGACCAGAAGAAAUUCCAUUCAAUCUACUAGUCAUAAUCUGGCAUCUUUUUCUGGUGUCUCUUCCUCAACUGCCUUAUCAUCGUCGUUGUCAUCUGCAUCUGCAUCUGCAUCGGCAGCAGCAGCAGCAGCAUCAUCAUCAUCAUCAUUAUCAUCAUCAUCAGUGGCAUCAGCAAAUACGAACCAAUCUAUUGGAAGUAGACUACUUGAGGAGCAAGAACUCCAAUAUCGUGCUUUGCAAAGCCAAGGGAUAAACCCAUUCCAAGCUUCGUUGCUUACUUUCGCAGCUGGCCAAUUUGAAAACAUCAAUGAAUCUGAAGAAACAAUUGAAAGCGGUUCUCUUACAAAAUCAUCGCAACAAAAGAAAAAGAGAAGGAAAAGCUCUGCUGCUACAACCGGUGUCGGUGUAAGUACCAAGGAAAACAAACCACAGCGUCUUCACCAAGAGACAAGUAGAAAGGAGCUGGCUGGAACGCGAAAUUCUUCUUCAUCCUCGUCGUUAAUAACAAACUCACCUUCUAUCUCUCCAACGUCAAGCGCACAGUUUGACCCAGCUACCUCUGAUAGAAAAACCGUCAUCCUUACGAAGAAAGAAUUGUCUGGUGUACCACGCGGCAACUUUAAUGUUGGGAAAAAGGGAGUUGAUAAUGGUGGUGGGGACAAUAUCGGUGAUGUUGAUGAAGGUAAUAAUAACAAUGGUAGCAAUGAUAAUAGCAAUAAUGAAGCAGGCGGGGCAGGGGCAGUCGGAGCAGUUAUAGUGCAAAACAACCAAGGUAACUUUCCUUGUACAAAUUGUGAAAAACAGUUUAAGAGAUCAGAACAUCUCAAGCGACAUAUACGCUCUGUACACUCCAAUAUUCGCCCAUACGAAUGCAAAUACUGUGACAAAAAGUUUUCAAGGCUGGACAAUUUAGCACAGCAUUUAAAGACACAUGUCAAGACUGAUGCAAAUGGUGAGGUGACCAUUGUUUUUGGAAAUGUAAGCCACCAUACAAAAAAGGACAAGGACAAGGACAAGGACAAAGACAAGUUGGACAAGGAAAAGGAAAAAGAAAGAGGAAAGAGGAAGUUUAAGAAGCAAUAA
This is a messenger RNA of Lodderomyces elongisporus, 3075 nucleotides long. It is a transcript of the gene MSN4, whose product is annotated as stress-responsive transcriptional activator. Bases 1 to 3075 code for a protein of 1024 amino acids. Gene Ontology annotation, biological process: regulation of transcription by RNA polymerase II. The record is from RefSeq and is a predicted model, not a curated record. Lineage: Eukaryota; Fungi; Ascomycota; Pichiomycetes; Serinales; Debaryomycetaceae. Gene Ontology annotation, molecular function: DNA-binding transcription factor activity, RNA polymerase II-specific; RNA polymerase II cis-regulatory region sequence-specific DNA binding. Gene Ontology annotation, cellular component: nucleus. The transcript has a single exon.